Messenger RNA from Pseudocercospora fijiensis CIRAD86, 1023 nucleotides. RefSeq lists its product as uncharacterized. NCBI's taxonomy places the organism in Eukaryota, Fungi, Ascomycota, Dothideomycetes, Mycosphaerellales, Mycosphaerellaceae. The record is from RefSeq and is a predicted model, not a curated record. The transcript has 2 exons. The coding region runs from base 42 to 782 and encodes 246 amino acids.
GGGAUAUUCCCAUACAGGAAGACGGCCAUGUCCUUGUGACUAUGCCAGAUCUGUUCAAAUCUUUCCUUGCCGCCGAACCCACCAUUCGCCCAGACUACGAAAAGUGUCAAGAAGAUACGGCGCAAUGGCUCAUCGAAAGACUCGCUUUCGAUAGCAAGGCUGCAAAGAAACUGAUCUUGGCCGAUUUCACGUAUUUCGUGCAAACAUGGGUGCCAGGCACACCGUAUGAACGAUUUCGACUUGCCAACGACUGGACGAACCUUUUCUUCUACUACGACGAUUUGUUCGACGACGGAGAGUUGAAGAACGACCCGAUACGGGCACAAGCGACCGUGGACCGUCUCUUCGCUGCUAUCGAUGGCGAUUUUGUCCCUGCCGAUCCCCACGAUCCGAGCUUGGACUAUGUCGACAGAAACCAAGCCGCACACGAUGAGUUCUGGCAGAGACUACGUGCUCUGGCCUCUCCGGGGCAACGACGACGUUACAGACGAUCGAUGUUCAACUAUUUUAGCGGUGCACUGCGGCAAGUCCUGGACUGCGAGAACCACUUCGAAUACGACAGGAGUUUGGACGAUAUCUUGGAACGGAGAAGAGACUCGGUUGGCAUGGAGGGUGUGCUUUCGUUGCUUUACUUUGCAUUCAAUCUCGAGAUAGACGAUUCUGUCAUGGAGGAUCCGAAGAUGAAGGAGAUCGAAGGACUGUGCAUAGAUCUGUUCGUGCUGCAGAACGAUGUUGCCAGUCACCGGAAAGAAGAGGUAUGCCAUGCAUGCACUACUUACUGAUCGUCGACGCUGUAACGAUCGAUGCUGACCGAAUCCCACCUACUCAUCAGGCUGAGAACGUUACACACAACAUGGUGGCCACCUGCCGUCUCAACGGUAUGAGUGCACAAGAAGCAUACGACCACACCGGCGCCAUGAUCGAUAGCCGCCUCGCUCGAUUAGACCAGUGCAUCGCCGAACUCCCGUACGUCGACGACCAGGUAGCAACCUAUAUCCAAGGAAUGAAGAACGUGCUCAUCGC